Messenger RNA from Oncorhynchus nerka (sockeye salmon), 4435 nucleotides. RefSeq names its product long-chain fatty acid transport protein 1-like. The transcript has 13 exons. The coding region runs from base 488 to 2434 and encodes 648 amino acids. Gene Ontology annotation, molecular function: long-chain fatty acid-CoA ligase activity; fatty acid transmembrane transporter activity; long-chain fatty acid transmembrane transporter activity. The record is from RefSeq and is a predicted model, not a curated record. NCBI's taxonomy places the organism in Eukaryota, Metazoa, Chordata, Actinopteri, Salmoniformes, Salmonidae. Gene Ontology annotation, biological process: response to cold; phosphatidic acid biosynthetic process; response to insulin. Gene Ontology annotation, cellular component: plasma membrane; mitochondrial inner membrane.
CAGAGAAAGGACGAUACUAUUUGGGCGGUGCUGUUGGGGGUCGUCGCAAUGCAAUAACAUUCAAUAUGGAGUACACAGUACUGUGAUUCUUAUAUUUCGGCUACUACAAAUAGAUAAGUAUCCAUUAACUGUCUAGUCAUUCAUCAUUUAGUGAAUCUGUUUCGGAAUUAUUUAGAGCGCGUAGGAUAUGCAUUUGAUGUUCAUAAAUUGAUGCAUUGUUACAUGAGGCGUUGUUCUAAUAGCAAUUUGGUGCGGUGACAGUUAAACUGUUGUAACGUUUAGAUACGUAUUAAUGUAGCAAUAUUUCAAAUGAUAAAUGUUAUCCUUGCAACGAACUCAACAGCGUGUGGUGGCGAUUCUAAUUUGUAUACAAGCCUGAUAGUGGCUAAAGCGCUAUUGAACGUUUUGUAGAAUACUCGGUUACUAGGUGAAAGGUUAAGGACAUCACUCUCAAAUAGUUCGUCGUCGGGUCGUGUAUGAUCAUAGGAUGCGCAAUGCAGCGAGUGCCUCUUUGUCUCUGGGAUCGCUGGGUCUGCUGCGUCUCUUCGGGGUCCCCUGGUCCUGGAGCUUAGCGGCAGGCUUCGGGGUCUUUCUGGGCACAGGUGGUUGGAAGUACCUCUACAUCGUAGUCCGUACUGCCAAAAGAGACCUAAAUGGCCUUUACGUGUUGUUACGAGUCAAGAUAGCCUUGUGGCACCACCUACGGCGCAACAGCAAUAUCCCCUCCAUCUUUGCCCAGACGGUGAAGCAGCACCCAAAUAAACCUGCCCUCAUCUACGAUGCCACAGGAGAGACGUGGACCUUCACCCAGCUGGACCUGCUGUCUAACGCUGUGGCCCAAUGGGCUCUGGCCCAGGGCUGGGCCCCGGGUGAUGUGGUGGCCCUCUUCAUGGAGAGCCGGCCCUUGCAGGUGGCUCUCUGGCUGGGCCUGGCCAAGGUGGGGGUGGAGGCAGCACUCAUCAACUUCAACCUGCGGAGGGACGCUCUCCUGCACUGUGUUGGAGUGUCUGUGUCCAGAGGGAUCGUGUUCGGAGCCGAGCUGGCUGGUGCCAUGUUGGAGGUGAGCUCAUCCCUGAGCCCGUCGAUGGUGCGGUUUUGUACAGGAGAGCUCAGUGUAGACUGUCUGGCCUCCCUGUCUGCCCAGAAUCUGGACUAUAUCCUGGCCUCGGCCCCUACACUGCCCCCUCCUUCCUGCAUCCCACCCAAGAGCUUCAAUGAUCGUCUGUUCUAUAUAUACACCUCAGGCACCACAGGACUCCCUAAAGCUGCCAUAGUGGUGCACAGUCGGUAUUACCGUAUCGCUGCUUUUGGCUACCAUGCUUUCCGCAUGCGCCAGGAUGACAUCAUCUACGACUGCCUUCCCCUCUACCACUCUGCAGGUAAUAUCAUGGGUGUAGGCCAGUGUCUCAUCAAUGGACUCACUGUGGUGGUGAAGAAGAAAUUCUCAGCCAGUCGCUUCUGGGAAGAUUGCAUCAAGCACAACUGCACUGUGGUGCAGUACAUAGGGGAGAUCUGUCGCUACCUGCUGUCCCAGCCGGUGCGGCCUUCUGAGAAGGGUCACCGGGUUCGCCUGGCGGUGGGGAAUGGGCUGCGCCCUAGCGUCUGGGAGGCCUUCACCGAGCGCUUUGGGGUGGCCCAGGUUGGGGAGUUCUACGGAGCCACUGAAUGCAACUGUAGCAUCGCCAACAUGGACGGCAAGGUGGGAGCUUGUGGGUUCAACAGCCGCAUCCUGCCCAAUGUGUACCCAAUCUGCCUCAUGAAAGUGGAUGAGGAGACCACAGAGCUGGUGAGGGACAGGCACGGCCUGUGUGUGCCCUGCCGUCCUGGGGAGCCAGGGCUGCUGGUGGGAAGGAUCAACCAACAGGACCCGCUACGGAGGUUUGAUGGCUACGCCAACCAGGAUGCCACCAGGAAGAAGAUUGCCAACAACGUCUUCAAGAAAAAUGACUCGGCAUAUCUGUCAGGGGAUGUGUUGGUGAUGGAUGAGCUGGGCUACAUGUACUUCCGGGACCGCAGUGGAGACACGUUCCGCUGGAGAGGAGAGAACGUCUCCACCACCGAGGUGGAGGGAACACUGAGUGGUCUGCUGGGCCAGGCCGAUGUGGCUGUGUAUGGGGUAUCUGUACCAGAUGUGGAAGGGAAGGCAGGGAUGGCUGCCAUCGCAGACCCAACAGGGACAUUUGACUGUGAUGCGUUCCUGCGAGAGGUCCAACAGGCCCUGCCCCCUUACGCCCGUCCCGUGUUCCUACGCAUCUCCCCACAAGUAGACACCACAGGUACCUUUAAAAUCCAGAAGACCCGGUUGCAGAGGGAGGGAUACGAUCCACGCUUAUCAACCGACCAGAUUUACUUUUUGAACUCCAGAGCAGGGCGUUAUGAGGCUGUGAAUGAGGAGCUACACAGUGCUAUAGUGGAGGGUAGAAUGGCUCUAUGAGAUGGACUAUUUUAAGCUGGGUUUACACAACACGUUUAUGAGACUGCUUUGAGCCACAGCUUGUUGUAGCUACGUUAAAUCUAAUCACAUAACUGUUUUCGCGAGACACGGUGGUAUGGACAAUCCUCACGACCAAGUGAGGAAUCUUGUAGUGUGUGAGCCCGGUCUGUGCCACAUGGUCUACUGUGUGAGCCCUGUCUGUGCCACAUGGUUUAGUGUGUGAGCCCGGUCUGUGCCACAUGGUCUACUGUGUAAGCCCUGUCUGUGCCACAUGGUUUAGUGUGUGAGCCCUGUCUGUGUCACAUGAUUUAGUGUGUGAGCCCUGUCUGUGCCACAUGGUUUAGUGUGUGAGCCCUGUCUGUGCCACAUGGUUUAGUGUGUGAGCCCUGUGUGCCACAUGGUUUAGUGUGUGAGCCCUGUCUGUGCCACAUGGUUUAGUGUGUGAGCCCUGUCUGUGCCACAUGGUUUAGUGUGUAAGCCCUGUCUGUGCCACAUGGUUUAGUGUGUGAGCCCUGUCUGUGCCACAUGGUUUAGUGUGUGAGCCCUGUCUGUGCCACAUGGUUUAGUGUGUGAGCCCUGUCUGUGCCACAUGGUUUAGUGUGUGAGCCCUGUCUGUGCCACAUGGUUUAGUGUGUGAGCCCUGUCUGUGCCACAUGGUUUAGUGUGGCAUCACUACGUUGGCAAGACAACAAAAUACUACAGGAAAGACGGUCGUUUAGUGCGAGAGGCUCAGCCAUGUUAGGAUCAUGAAAGUCAUGUAGUGCACACCGGCUUUAAGAAAGUGACUGUCAAGGUGUCAGAUACUGGAGACUGUGAUAUGCUGGAGUGGAAAAGCCUUAUCAUGCCUUUAUAAUGCAUUGUAAGACUUGUCAUAAGCAUGCAUGACCCCUUAUAAUGUCUUAUCAACUCAUAAUGAUCCUGUCUAAACAUCCAGCAAUUUUGUCAGUUGAUAUUUUCAUACGUUGUGGAAAAUAACAUAUUAUAAAGGCUCAUCUGUGCUUAGAACACGUUAUAAAGCAGUACACCUGCAGGCUUUAAGUAGUGUUAUUGCUGAAGUCUCCAUGUAUUAGUGUUUCUCCCUGGAUCUAGUCUAGAUCAGGGGACUGAAGGGCUACUGAUCAAUCAAUAGGGAAACCUUAGUACUGUUACAAAACCAUCUUUUAACACUAUCAAUAACGUCCAAGGACAAGGUUGGAUGAGGGCUUUUUCCCCCUUUUGUAUUUCUUCAUUUGUGUUGUUUCUUAGUUUAGCCAAAUGAAAACGUUCAAGCCUUCAACACUACAAUGCACAUAGAGCAGAGCAAGUUUUCACAUUAAACCAGGAUGUCUGUUACAAUGACAGCAUUUGUCUGUUUGUUACAAUGAGAGUGUAAAGGAAAUGAGAGCUGGGACUGAAUAUACCACAGUCGUUGAGAUACCAGUCUCUUGAAGAUUGUGUUCCAGGCUAUUUGCUCCCAACCUUGUAAUAGUAGUGUGCCACCAUGUAAAGAACAAAAUACUGAACAGGUUUUUAGCAAUACUUGAGUGUCCAUGUUGGAUGAGGUGUUGCUACCUGUGUGUUAGUAGUAUGAUAGAACAUGCCUCUUAUUCCGAACACUAACUGUAGGAGUUUUGAUUGCGAGAUUACAUUUUUUUUAUGUAAAACUUAACCCGAUUACGUAACAUGUUUGAAGUAAUGGAUGAUAUGCACUGACUGACCACUCAGGUUCACACACAUUGAUAUUAUGUGCCUUGUGGGAACCCUGUGGAAGCCCUGUGUGUCCUGGAACUAUUGGGGUUUUAUGCUUAACCUGACUAGGGAACUCCAAUACAUAAGAGCAUUAUUUAAACAAUAUCUUCAAAAUCUGUCAAUUAGUCAGCGAUCAUGGUUGCCCUAUUAUUAUGUAAUAAAGCAAUUUCUCAGAGUAAUAUUGUAGAUAGAAUUGAUUGGGAACAUUAUUCUAGGUCUCCAUUUUCAUACAUUUGUUUAGGUGUAACUCAAAAUAAAGGUUUGUAAAAGACA